This is a messenger RNA of Bufo gargarizans (Asiatic toad), 1455 nucleotides long. It is a transcript of the gene VDAC2, whose product is annotated as voltage dependent anion channel 2. The coding region runs from base 95 to 946 and encodes 283 amino acids. Gene Ontology annotation, molecular function: voltage-gated monoatomic anion channel activity. Lineage: Eukaryota; Metazoa; Chordata; Amphibia; Anura; Bufonidae. The record is from RefSeq and is a predicted model, not a curated record. The transcript is spliced from 9 exons. Gene Ontology annotation, cellular component: mitochondrial outer membrane. Gene Ontology annotation, biological process: monoatomic anion transmembrane transport.
GCUACACAGUGACAGGCUAGGUGUCUCCUUCACUUUGCCCUCCACUCGCACGCUCCGGACAGGACAGGCCGCUCAGCAGUAACUCCAGGUAAAAAUGGCUGUCCCACCAUCUUAUGCUGACCUUGGCAAAUCUUCUAGAGACGUCUUCAGCAAAGGAUAUGGUUUUGGACUGGUGAAACUUGAUGUUAAGACCAAGUCUGCGAGCGGAGUGGAAUUUACAACAUCGGGCUCAUCAAACACAGACUCUGGGAAAGUGAAUGGUAGCUUAGAGACCAAAUACAAGUGGGGAGAGUAUGGACUUACUUUUACAGAGAAAUGGAACACAGAUAAUACUCUGGGGACAGAAAUUACUAUUGAAGACCAGCUUGCUAAAGGUCUAAAGCUGACGUUUGACACAACAUUUUCACCGAACACAGGCAAGAAGAGUGGUAAGGUUAAAGCUGCCUACAAGCAGGAGUAUGUGAACCUUGGCUGUGAUGUGGACUUCGAUUUUGCUGGUCCUGCCAUCCAUGGCUCAGCUGUGGUCGGCUAUGAUGGUUGGCUUGCCGGUUAUCAGAUGACCUUUGAUAGUGCCAAAUCAAAGUUGACCAAGAAUAACUUUGCAGUUGGUUACAAGACAGGAGACUUCCAACUUCACACCAAUGUCAAUGAUGGGUCUGAGUUCGCUGGUUCCAUCUAUCAGAAAGUUAGUGAUAAAUUGGAGACGGCAGUAAACCUUGCUUGGACAUCUGGGAACAACAGUACCCGCUUUGGAAUUGCUGCUAAAUACCAGUUGGACUCUCAUGCAUCAAUCUCCGUAAAGGUGAACAAUGCCAGCCUUGUUGGAGUAGGGUACACCCAGACUCUCAGGCCAGGUGUGAAACUGUCUCUCUCUGCAUUGGUAGAUGGAAAGAAUAUAAAUGCUGGUGGCCACAAACUUGGCUUAGGCCUGGAAUUGGAGGCUUAAGCUUUUUAUCCUCUGCUAUUUGCAAUCACCAAGGGAUAUCCAGGAAACAAGGCCUUACCUAUAUAUUUGUUUCAUAAUCGUAACCAGCAAAGCUUAUUUUGCCUCCUUCUGUUCUCUCCUUCCCAGUUCAUAGGACAGGAGCUGCACUGAGGUGGAAUUUCUAUACUUUCUGGAUGAGCCUAGGUAAAUUUGGCAGUAGCUUCCCUCUUGGGAUCCUACAGAGAAGCACUCCCUUAAACGUUAUUUAUAUGUGUAUUUAACUAUUAGGCAGUGCUUCCCAUCAUGGUUUAUAUAGACCUCUGAAGAGAGGAAACACAAAAUGUACAUGUGUAUGCAUGUUUGUUUUUAUGUUCCUUUUUAACAUUUAAUAACGCUAAGUCCGACACAAAUCUCAAAGCCCUAGAUCUGCUCAUCCAGAGGGACAACAGUUUUGAGUAAGACACCUUUAUUUUGUGAGGGUUUUUGAUAUCCCAAAACAGGAAAAAUAUGAAUAAAACUAACUUACACGA